AUGGAUGAUUCCACGAUGUCCCUGACUUUCGCAUCUAGCUCGCUCUACAGCGAGCGCAGCUUUCAUAAUGCCGUUCCAUUUCUGUUUGGCGUCCUCGCCUUGUGGCUCUACCGUACCUGGAAGAAACAGUCGCAUGUUCCUGGGCCGUUUUUGGCUUCUAUUUCGAACAUCCCACGUUUACUUUGGGCGCGCUCUGGCAGUGCACACGAGACUCACAUCCGUCUUCAUGAAAAGUAUGGUUCGCUCGUCAGGCUUGGCCCGAAUUCCGUCAGUGUGGGAGAUCCGCGCGAAAUCUCUAAGAUGUACGGUAUUCGCUCGAGUUUCGGAAAGUCUGAUUACUACAAAGUUCUCCAGCCGAUGUCGAAGGGCAAGAUCAUUCAGGGUCUGUUCAACACGCAGGAUGACCAGCUGCACCGUUCCAUGAAAAAACCCAUUGCGGGAAUCUACUCUAUGAGUAACCUCGUCAGCUUCGAAUCUUACGUUGACUCCACCAUCGGCUUUUUCUUGGAGCGUCUUGAGGAUGCGCAAGGAAAAGCGGGUGGACGGAUCGAUCUAGGUACCUGGUUGCAGUGGUUCGCAUUUGAUGUGAUGGGCGAAAUCACAUUCAGUAAGCGGCUAGGCUUUCUGGACGAAGCCAAGGAUGUGGAUGGUAUCAUGGGUUCUAUCUGGAAGAUGUUCCAGUAUUCCUGCUGGAUUGGCCAAAUGCCAUGGCUGGAUAAGAUCUGGGUCAAGAACCCAUUUGUGAGUCGCUUGCUACCUGCAAAGAACUCACCAGUGGUCAUGUUUGCUCUGGCACGGGCACAAGAAAGAAUAGCCGAGAACCAGGGUUCCGACAGCCAGGAUGCCACUUCGUCAGGAUACAAUUCAAAGGAUUUCAUGUCCCGCUUCCUGGCGGCCCGAGUCAAGGACCCGAGCAUUCCCGAAUGGUUCGUGACCGCAUGGACGACAUCGAAUGUGCUGGCCGGCAGCGAUACGACCGCAAUCAUGCUCCGAGCCAUCAUCUACUUCCUCAUCACGAACCCGGUCAGCCUUCAAAAGCUCGAGCACGAGCUGCGCCAAGCCCGGAGCCAAGAUCAAUUAUCCGAUAUCGUUACUUGGAAGGAAUCCCGGAACCUGAGGUAUCUGGACGCCUGCGUGAAGGAAGCAGGACGCCUGCAUCCCGCCAUCGGGCUGACGUUGGAGCGUGUGGUACCGCGUGGCGGGGCCACGAUCUGCGGGCAAUCCUUUGAAGCGGGGACCACAAUUGGCAUGAAUCCUUGGGUAGUCCACCGAAACAAGGAGGUUUUUGGAACCGACGCCGACCAUUGGAACCCGGAUCGCUGGUUGGACACCGAUACGGAGCGGGUGACGCUUAUGGAGAAUUGUCUUUUGACAGUGAGUAACUCGGUGACGCUUUGGGCUUGCCUGCAGAGUUGA
Messenger RNA from Penicillium egyptiacum, 1416 nucleotides. The record is from the annotation of a GenBank genome assembly. NCBI's taxonomy places the organism in Eukaryota, Fungi, Ascomycota, Eurotiomycetes, Eurotiales, Aspergillaceae.